Psylliodes chrysocephalus is the source of this 4604-nucleotide messenger RNA. The record is from the annotation of a GenBank genome assembly. Lineage: Eukaryota; Metazoa; Arthropoda; Insecta; Coleoptera; Chrysomelidae.
GACGUUUCGACAUGGCUUCCCCUUCCAACCUACGGCUAUGGCGUACGAUCCAGUACAGAGGCUGUUGGCCAUCGGUUCCAAAUGCGGUUCACUUCGAAUAUUGGGUCAACCGGGUGUCGAUGUCCAUGUCCGACACGACAUGGAUGGUCCGCCGGGCUCCGCUGCCGUCCUCCACCUCCAAUUCCUCGUCAACGAGGGAGCGCUUAUAUCGGCCACCGCUGACGACACCCUUCACCUUUGGAAUUACCGACAGAGAAUCCCCCAGAUCGUGCAGAGUCUCAAAUUCCAAAAAGAAAGAAUUACGUAUAUGCAUCUUCCGUUACAAUCAAAAUGGCUGUACGUCGGCACAGAACGAGGAAACGUGCAUGUAGUCCAAAUAGAAAACUUUCACCUAUCUGGUUAUAUAAUUAAUUGGAAUAAAGCCAUAGAAGUGUCUCGAAAAACACACCCAGGGAUGAUAGUACAUUUAAGUGAUAAUCCAUUAGAUGCUAGUAAAUUAUUAAUAGGAUUCGAAUCGGGUCAAGUAGUGUUAUGGGACCUGAGGAGUAGAAUGGUGGACAUGAGGUGGCUGACUAGUGAAUUAAGGUCGGUCACGUGGCACCACGAAGGAAAACAAUUUAUGUGUUCACAUACGGAUGGUACUUUAACUACCUGGAGUUUAAAAUCGCCAUCUAAGUACAUCCAUAUAUCCCAACCUCAUGCAAAAUUUACUAAAGAUGGUAAACCGGAACAGUGUAAACCUAUAACGAAAGUUGAAUGGAAAACGUCUAGGACAGGGGAAGCAUAUGUGAUAUUUUCUGGUGGAAUGCCUUAUGACCAAGCUAGCAGAACUCCUUGUAUAACAGUCGUAUUUAGUAAAACAACUACCGUUCUGGAAAUGGAACAUAACGUUAUAGAUUUCAUAACGCUUUGUGAAUCACCUUAUACCAGUGAACUACAAGAACCGUACGCCAUCAUAGCCCUGCUCCAAAACGACUUAGUGAUAAUGGACCUCCAAACUCCCGGAUUCCCUUGUUUGGAGAAUCCCUACCCGAUGGACAUUCACGAAUCUCCCGUGACGUGUUGUAGUUAUUUAGCAGAUUGUCCUGCCGAUCUUAUACCGGCCUUUUAUUCAGUAGGUAGAGCGUCCGCCAUGAAAAGAAGCGGUUUCUCCGAAAUGGACUGGCCCGUAAACGGCGGCACGUGGCCGGCGCAUGCGUGUACAUACGCUGAAAUUAUUAUGACCGGACAUGCAGACGGAAGUAUAAAAUUUUGGGAUGCCAGUGCUGGAACGCUACAAGUCCUAUACAAAUUGAAAACUGCCAAGGUAUUCGAAAAGCCAAAAUCCAGAUCGUUGGAAUCCGAUGAUGACCCGUUCGCCAUCGAAAUUAUAUCCUUGUGUCCCGAAUCGAGAAAACUUUGUGUGGCCGGUGCUUCUAGUCACGUGAUUCUGUUUACUUAUAAGAAAAUAGACAGUGUAGACGAAGUGACCGUUCUGGAAAUACCUAUAACGUAUGAAGUUCCUGAAGAAGGUGAAAUAUCGCCGGACUGUCAAUUUUCGGGACCGGGUAGCGCUGGAUCCGGUAGUAAAUUGGAUAUGUUGGAUUUUGACAAUAAAAAGGAUUCCGUAACAUUAAAAGUAAAAACUGGUGUUCAAAAGAAACUCCCUGGUUUUCAAGCUCAGUUAGUUUGUUUAACUCCAUGGAAUAAUGGAGAACCACCUAGUCAUAUUACUGCAUUAACAAUUAAUAGUUCAUAUGGACUAUUGGCGUAUGGUAAUGAAGCCGGCAUUGUGAUAAUAGAUAUAGAGCAAAGAGUAUGUCUUCUUAACGUCGGUAGUCCCGAUUUGUACGGGGCUCAGGAUCCUUAUUCCAGAGUACCAAGAAGUCCGAAAAAAAAUCAACAAACGGUAGCCGAAACGCUGCCCAUAUACACAGAUAGGGAAGAUAGGCAACCUCGCAGUCCCAGUAUAGACCAGAUGGGAAGAUCCCCAGAAAAUCCAUUUCCUUUUGCCCCUUGCCCCACGCCCAUUGAACAAGCCUGCGAAGCCUUGGAGGAAGAAAAAGCUUUGCCCAUACCUCAAAACCGAAGGAAAUCUUCAACGUGGAAAGGUUUUAAUUUAAAGCGACAAUUAUCUAGAGUAGAUAUCAAAAUCAAAAAUUCCCUCAAAGAUAAAAGGGGGAGCGUAUUUUAUAAUGAUGCUACCUCAGGGCUAGAAUGUCCGGAAUACUUAGAAGAGACUGAAAACACUUCGCCCGAAUCCGAUGAAAACACAGUUAUAGACAAUCAAAGCGUUAUAGAUUUAACAGUUAUCAAACAAGAGGACCAAAGUACCACACCAACAGAUGACAACGAUCUAAUAGAAUAUUCUCCAGAAGAAGAACCUGAAUUUCCUUUCAUGGUAGGCUCUCUAGGUACCACCACCGAAUACCAAAGAAGAAAAGUCGGUUCUAUUUCAAGACCUGAUAAUCUAGAACUAGGUGCUGACGAUGGAUCACCUGUAAGACCUCCGAGACACAAGAAGAAGCAGCAGCAGCAACAAGAUAAGCGGGACCAAAGAUUGCUAUCCGUGCCUAAUAUAAAAUUUCAAAGAGCCGACUGCCAAAAUUACAAGGAUUUAAGGGAUAAAGACGAUAUAAACGCUGUGAGUCCCCAAACGGCUACUUUCACUGGAAAUCUAAGGCGACGUUUCAGAUGUACAAGCAUGUCAAAAACAUUCAAUGAUUUUACAUGUGGUUGUGUAUCAGACAAGCUGGACAGCUCGUUCUCGAGAUCUAGAUCAUCGUCGAUGAGCUCUUUGGAAAAUAUCACCUCAGAAUCAAUCCAGUGCCUGGCGUUCGUCGAUUCCUACAUGAAAAAGUCAGAACAAUCAUUGACUCCGACGUUAUGGGUAGGAACCAGUCUAGGAUCCGUUAUUACCAUCUACAUAACACCGCCAGAUGCUGACAGUCGUUCAUCGCAACCAGUGGUCGUUUCUUUAGUCGGUGCCACCAUCUUCAGAUUGAAGGGUUCCAUUUUAACGAUGUCCUUUUUGGAUUGUAACGGGUCCUUGAUACCUUAUUCGUUCGAAUCGUGGAGGGACGAACAUCGGGAGAAGAGGGACAGAACUCCAACCAGAAACAACAUGCGGAUGAGUCCGACUUUAGGAGGUGGAGCAGAAGGAAUGAGCAGAAGUGACAACCUUUUGGAUAGACAGUUCGUUGUUAUGGCUAGCGAAAAGCAAGCCAGAGUUGUUGCUUUACCAUCGCAAACGUGCGUCUAUCGUCAACAGUUAGCCGAUGCCGAUUUUGUAGUGAAAGCUGAGGUCAUUUCUAUGAGAGAUAGCGUAUGUUUAGCCUGUUAUGUGUCAAACGGACACUUAACGACAUAUAGCUUGCCUAGUCUAAGGCCACUCUUAGACAUCGAUUUCCUUCCCCUCUCGGAACUUAGGAUUGCUAAGACGUUCAACUUCAGCAAUAGAGGACACGGAUUGUAUUUGGCUUCGCCAUCGGAGCUGCAGAAGUUUACUUUGUGCGCAGAAUUUUGCUCAAACCUCACAGAAAUGAUUGGCGAACUUUUCUUACCAAUGGAAAUGCCCGAAGCGCCGAAAGAAGGAUUUUUCAAAGGACUUUUCGGCGGAGGUAUUAGAUCUCUAGAUCGAGAAGAGUUAUUUGGCGAAUCGAGCGGAAAACCCAGCAAAGCGGUAGCCAAGCACAUUCCGGGCAGUCUCGUCGACCUCAACCAGCGCUCCAGUUCGGCGUGCAGCGAGGUCAACAGAGCGCACAAGCUCAUGCUGGAGCGCGGCGAAAAGCUGGGCCAGCUCGAGGACAAGGCCGAAAAGAUGCGUAACGAGGCCGAAAACUUUUCGUCGUCGGCGCACGAACUAAUGCUCAAAUACAAGGAAAAAAAAUGGUACCAGUUGUGAAGUGCUUCAUUAUUUUUCUGUAGUUUUUACAUUCCAAUGAAGAGCGUUACGUUAUUAUAUAUAUAUUGGUAAAAACAAAACUGUACAGAUUUUCGUACUAGGUAUGUAGUGUUGCUAGUUUAUAGGUGAAUGAGUAAGUGGCAGAAAACGUUACCUAACUACGGGCAAACUUUACUUUUAUCAAAAUAUUGGCUUUAUUUUUCUAUAAAUUUUGACUUUUUUAAGAAUUUACUUUUUCAAAAAUUUUACUUUUUCGUUUCUCGAAACAUUUAUAUUUUCUUUAAACAUUGACUUUAUUUUUCUCAAAAUUUUAAAGUUUUUUAUCAAAGAUUUGACUUUAUUUCUUAAAAUUUUGACUUUAUUAAAAAAAAUUGUCCUUUUGGCCCCAAUACAAAACGAUUUGCCACUUAUUCAUUCUUAUACUUCUUGAACUUAAAUGCAAAUUGUGAUAUUCUAUUUCUGCCCGUAUAAGGACGGAUUGCGAUGACUUUAAAACUAAACUGUAGAUGAUUUAAUGUCUAAAAAAAAAAAACACAUGGUUUUCUACCCUUAAAAAAACGUUCCGUAAGUAAAUGUAUUUUAAAGAGCUUGGUGUAUAAAUACUUAAAAUUUGCAAAUUUGACUUUAUUUUUCAUUAAAUACUGAUUUUUUUCAUAUUGACUUCUAAAAAUUGUGUCUUCGUGUUUUAAAAUGUGGACUCUAGAUUUCUCAAAACAUUGAC